AUGGCUCUUGAGGAGGAGCGUGCAACACAAAGAGACCUUCCAGUCGCUCAAACAGAUGAUGUUCAGCCAGUACAGCCUCUGACUGCCUCGCAUCUCCUCGAGGUUGUCGAGUUCGUGGAGCCACCCCCUGGCUUGGCUGGUCUUGAACCCGUGGCCAUGUCGCAGAGCUAUGCCCCGAUUGAGGAGCCGGAGCUUUUCUGGGGCUGUGAACAGACGCAGAUCUACUCCGCUUCACUCCUGCUGGCACACCGUGAUCUGGCUUUGACAGCCGAUCUGGGUCCGCCAGGUCUGGAGCACCCCGCCAUGGACGGCCUGAGAGCAGAGGAGGUGCCAGAUGUGAUUUCGCGGAAAAUCUGGCGGCCACGGAAACUUCAGGCUCAACGGCUUCACCGGAAGCGGCAGAACAAACGACAGCCCAAAGCGGCAGCUGCUUGA
Messenger RNA from Symbiodinium necroappetens, 435 nucleotides. Lineage: Eukaryota; Dinophyceae; Suessiales; Symbiodiniaceae. The record is from the annotation of a GenBank genome assembly.